This is a messenger RNA of Tribolium castaneum (red flour beetle), 1136 nucleotides long. Its product is annotated as 1,5-anhydro-D-fructose reductase. Lineage: Eukaryota; Metazoa; Arthropoda; Insecta; Coleoptera; Tenebrionidae. Gene Ontology annotation, cellular component: cytosol. Gene Ontology annotation, molecular function: aldose reductase (NADPH) activity. The transcript is spliced from 4 exons. The record is from RefSeq and is a predicted model, not a curated record. The coding region runs from base 103 to 1041 and encodes 312 amino acids.
UCAUAUUUAAGUAAUAUUUAUCAAAUUCACAAUUGAUUAAAAGUGAUAAAAAUUAUCACAAGAUAAUUUUUUAAACAUCAUCGACCGUGAAAAUGUUAAAACAUGUCUCGAAGACUCAACAACGGCUACUGCAUCCCUUUGAUUGGGCUAGGAAUCCACAAACUUGUUCACGCUGAGGAAAUCCGCCAAGUGGUCAAACUGGCAAUCGACGCCGGUUAUCGCCACUUUGACUGUGCCUGGAUUUACGGAACUGAAGCCGCAGUUGCCAAAGCAAUCCACGAAAAAAUCAAAGAAGGUGUAAUCACACGUGAAGACGUCUACAUAACCACCAAAGUUUGGAAUAACUACCACCAGCGCAAGGAUGUGGUGGAGAAACUGCGUGAGUCGUUGCAGGAAAUGAAACUUUGUUACGUCGAUCUGUAUCUGAUUCAUUGGCCGCUUGGGUUUAAGGUCAGUGCGAAUUCUUUGCCCCUGAAUGAAGGGCACAGUGCGUACAGUGACGUCGAUUACGUGGAAACCUGGCGCGGAAUGGAAGAUUGUGUCUACCUGGGUUACACAAGAAGCAUCGGUUUGGCAAACUUUAACAGUGAACAAAUUAACAGAAUCCUCAAAAACGCCAAUAUCAUACCAACAGUGAACCACAUCGAAGUCCACCCGCGUCUCAACCAGAAGAAAAUGAUCCAGUUUUGCGCCCAACGCAACAUUUUAGUUACAGGAUACUGUCCUUUAGGGAUUAACGAAAUGAGUGGCGUCCCGAAUUUCCCAGAACCUACGAUUUGUGACGAGAAAAUUGACGAAAUUGCACGCAAGCACCACAAAACCGCUGCUCAAGUCGUUCUAAAUUAUUUGAUUUCGUUAGGUAUUUGUGUGGUCACGCGUUGCAGUAACCAGUUCAGAAUUAGGGAACAUAUUGACAUUUUUGACUUUCAACUAGACCCCCAAGAUGUGGAAUAUUUGGAUUCGUGCAACCGGAAUCAGAGGAUUUGCGCAUUUUCGGCUUUCGUCGACCACAAAUAUUACCCGUUUCGCUUGGAGUUUUAAAUAAAUUAUUUAUGCAAUUUUGACCAUGACUUUUCUUUGAUAACAAAUGAUACAUUGGAUUUAUUUUUGAAUUAAUUAAAAUAAUUUCGACUAUU